Megalopta genalis is the source of this 1423-nucleotide messenger RNA. RefSeq names its product protein FRA10AC1 homolog. NCBI's taxonomy places the organism in Eukaryota, Metazoa, Arthropoda, Insecta, Hymenoptera, Halictidae. The record is from RefSeq and is a predicted model, not a curated record. Gene Ontology annotation, biological process: dephosphorylation. Gene Ontology annotation, molecular function: phosphatase activity.
UCCCGUAGUUUGUGGACAUUACUGAUUGUCGAUGUAAACGAUGGGAAUUAAUGAGAAUCAAUGGGAAUUACAGAUACAAUUACGCGAAUAUCUGUAAUUACUUUUAAAGUAGAUUUGUAGGCAAAUAGUAUAUAUAUAACAUACAUAUAUGUGAGACGUAAAUGUGUGCAUACAUAUUGUAUGGAUAACCGUUGCGUUGCGUUGAAUACAUGUCGGUUAAUUGUGUUGUGUGUAUGAAUUCCAAUUAAUACUCCAAUUGACUAUAUCAGAUCGCCAAAAUACAGUAAAUUUUCAAAUUAUUUCGACAAGAGGAAAUGUUUCCAGCGUAUGCUUAUCUGUCUGCUUAUGACAGACAUAAGAAACUUAUAAACGAUUAUUUGACACUGCAUGGAGGGUCCAUAUCAUCUUUAAAACGCGACACGUCCCGAGAUAAGACAGACUAUGACGUUAUUAAAGAAAACCAUAAAUUUCUUUGGGAUCAGAAUAAUGAUGAGCCAGACACAUGGGGCGCACGCUUGGCUAAAAAGUAUUAUGAUAAAUUGUUUAAAGAAUACUGUAUCGCCGAUUUAUUAUAUUACAAGCAAAACAAGGUUGCCUUAAGAUGGAGAACAGAGAAGGAAGUAAUAGUUGGAAAAGGCCAAUUUGAAUGUGGAAACAAAAGAUGCAACACAAAUGAGGAUCUUAGAUCUUGGGAGGUAAACUUUGGUUAUGUUGAACACGGGGAGAAAAAGAAUGCUCUUGUGAAAUUAAGAUUGUGCCCUGAAUGUUCGACAAAAUUAAAUUAUCGAUCGCAAAAACAGGAAGCGAAGAGACACAAAGCAUUAAAGAGAUUGGGAAAAAAUCUAGAAGCGCAGACCGAUAUACCGAGUACAUCUGCUGUAACUAUUAAAAUCGAAGACGACGACUUGACAAAUAACACUAAAGAAUCUGUCACUCAAGUGGAAAAAGAUGAAUCGGCAAUUUGGAAAGAGAAACCAGCAGACUGUUUGGAAAAGACCAGGGAAGAGGAGUUUGAAGAGUACUUGGCAGAUCUGCUAAUGUAACAAAAUAUUUCAGUUUAUGUGAUACCUAUUAAUAUUAGUAAAGACAAAACAUUAUUGUUUAUUAAUAAUGCUGUUAAAGAAUAUAACAAUUUUUACAUAUAACACUAGUCAUGUUUAAAUAAAUAUAACAAUUAUAAUCGUUGUAUAUUUAUUUUAAUCGAUACAUGAAUCAUAUUUUACCAUUAUGCCAUAUGAUAACAAGGCUUAAUAUUCACAUUUGUUUAAUACGUAUACGAAGAGUAAUUCCUGUUCAUGUACGCUCGCAUCUUCAAGAGAAACGAAAUCUUUAUCGUGUGGAAAAAAACUAGCACCAACCAACAAAUAUACUUCGAUGUAUAUUUUACAAUAAAUAAAUACAACUAUUUACUUAUUUUACUGCA